This is a messenger RNA of Mercurialis annua (annual mercury), 1044 nucleotides long. RefSeq names its product short chain aldehyde dehydrogenase 1-like. Gene Ontology annotation, molecular function: oxidoreductase activity. Lineage: Eukaryota; Viridiplantae; Streptophyta; Magnoliopsida; Malpighiales; Euphorbiaceae. The transcript has 2 exons. The record is from RefSeq and is a predicted model, not a curated record. The coding region runs from base 20 to 847 and encodes 275 amino acids.
GGAACAAGAAAAGGAUACAAUGGCAGCCUCUUCCUCCCUAGCCAAUUUUUCCAAGAGGUUACAAGGCAAGGUAGCCUUAAUAACAGGCGGAGCAAGUGGAAUUGGUGAGAGCACUGCCCGAUUAUUUUCAAGAAACGGAGCUAAAGUUGUCAUUGCCGAUGUUCAAACCGACUUAGGUCACUCUGUAUCCAAAGAAAUCAGUUCAGAAUCCGGCGAAAAAGUUUCAUUUAUCCACUGCAAUGUUGCUAAAGAAUCCGACGUCGAAAAUGCGGUAAAUAACGCAGUUUCAUUGUACGGAAAGCUUGAUGUAAUUUACAACAAUGCUGGAAUUAGAGGUAAUACCAGCCCCAACAUUUUAGCCAUAGAAAGUGAAGAUUUCAAAAAAGUUUUGGAUGUAAAUCUCUAUGGCGCUUUCUUGGGAGCCAAACACGCCGCAAGAGUAAUGAUUCCGAGAAAAAAAGGGUGUAUUCUUUUUACGUCAAGUAUUGCUUCGGUUACUAAUGGCGGAUUGUCACAAGCGUACACAGCAUCAAAACAUGCCGUUGUUGGUUUAACCAAGAAUUUGGCUGUUGAAUUGGGAAAAUACGGAAUUAGGGUUAAUUCCAUUUCGCCCGCUGGAGUUCCGACCCCGGGGGCUGCUGGUGUUAUGGGUGUUGAAGCAAAAAAAGUUCAAGAAAUAUUUUAUUCAAUUGCAAAUCUUAAAGAAGCAAUGUUGGAUGGGAAUGAUAUUGCACAUGCUGCUAUGUAUCUUGCUAGUGAUGAUGCUCAAUAUGUUAGUGGCACUAAUCUUGUUGUUGAUGGUGGUUUUUCCUUGACAAAUAAUUUAGCCUCCGUCGCAAGAAAGUGAUUAAUUCGUCCGAAGUAAAAAUUAAAUUUGAUGUGGGCAUUCAAAAGUUGAUGCAACCCCUUUUCUAAUUGUUUUUUUUUCUAUAUUUGACUAGUCUAAAGUUGAAUCGGACAAUUCCAUAGAAAAAACAUUCCGAUAUAAUAAGAUUUUUGUCUUGUAGCUAGCCGGUAUAGUAUUAUUUAUCAUUUAAGAGCAAA